AUGUUAAAAAUGAUGAAUUUAAGGAGAAAAUAUAAUAGUUACAGCGAUUCUGGAAUUUAUUCUGAGGAUUCUUACCUAUCGGAUUUUAAUUCAAGGGAUAAGUUUAACGGUGGAAUCUUGGACUCCGAUUUAGGCUCACUUUUGCCCGGAAAUAGAGUAAAUUCUUAUGGAUACGAUUUAGCUAAACUCCAGAAAAGUGAUUUUUAUAAAAUUUCUGCAAAAACUCCUGGAGAGUAUCGCAAACUUGAUUUAAUGUAUAGAUUUUACAGGAUUUGCAAUAAUCUUAAAAUUCAAAACCCUGAUAAAAUUUAUAACAUGUACUUGAAAAGACUUAAUAAGAGAAUUCGUCUAGAAUCUUCAAACAGGAAACUUGAAAUUAUAAUUUCGGCUCUUUACUACAUUGACCAGUGCCUUGAAAGAGGUAAUAAUUACACUUUGAGGGACAUUUUACUUAGAAUCCCAGAAUGUAAAGUGAAUUUAAAACGUUUCACCCGUUUCGUAUCAAAAUUGGCUUCUGAACUUGGCAUUAGUAGACUUCCAGUUAUUGAUGACACUCUCUUAAUUAGUAAUAUUUUAGAUCAAAUUCGAAUUUAUUGUUCUGACCACAUUACAACUAAUGGGAAAGAUAACCCGCAAACCACAACUACCGUAAUUAACAUUAACGAAUUAUUUGAUUUGGAGGAUAUCAUGUCAUCACUAACUUCAUCUACAACGGAUACUUCAAAUUCAUCCCCAACUUCAAUGUACGCUCCUAAUUCAUCCCAAAAUUCACAGGACACUAUACUACAUCAUACCCCUAUUAAGCAUGACAACAUUCUGGAUAAUGAUGCUAACAAGGGAAUUAACUCCGAAAACUCUGAAAACACACCACUCACACCUAAUAACUCUGAUGCUAAGGACAAAUCCCCUAAUAGCUCCAAUAUAGCUAAUGACACAACACGUUACAGGCAGAUUUCUAAGUUAAUAUCACUGAAUCAUGUGAAAUUAGUAAAGUUAUCUGGAAGGAUAUUAGCAUUGGUAGACGAGACCAACGCCAAGGAGAAUGUCCUAAACCCUCAGAAUAGAGUAAUUUUUGCCUGUAGGAAAACUUUAAUAGCUUGUGUAAUUUAUCUGGCAUUUAAUGCUUUAAAGAUCCCAGUUACUCCAAACCUUAUUAUCAAAGCCUUAAACGUUGUUAGGUCUUCCUUUUACCGUAAUUAUAGCAAGGUUACCAGUAGAAUUAUGGCCAUUUUCACUAGCAAAUUUAACUGUAAAAUUAAUGAUAAAGGCAACUUGAUGUCACUAUUACAUGUUUUGCUCACCAAUAACACUGACUCUAUCACUAUUACCAGCAGUAACACUAGUAACACCACUAAUUCCGACUUGAACAGUGUUAUUCCCAAGAUUGUUAAGAUAGAAAAUAUAUUUAACGUUAAUAAAGAUAAAGCUGAUAAGAAACUAUCAUUUUCCAAGACCGUUACUUGUCUUGAUAUCUUAACUAAUGUCCAUAACACUAACGGCACUAAGGAAAAAGGAGUAAUAAUAUAUGAAAGGUCUGCAAAUAGGUAUGUUUGCAGGUAUAAAAUCAAGGGUAAAAUAAAACGGAAAUGCUUCUCAGUUAGUUGUCACGGACAAAAAACUGCAUAUGAGCUUGCAAUUGCAUUUUCUAACCACAUUUCUAAUCUAAAAUAA
This is a messenger RNA of Theileria parva strain Muguga, 1671 nucleotides long. RefSeq lists its product as uncharacterized. The transcript has a single exon. Gene Ontology annotation, biological process: regulation of DNA-templated transcription. Gene Ontology annotation, molecular function: DNA-binding transcription factor activity. NCBI's taxonomy places the organism in Eukaryota, Apicomplexa, Aconoidasida, Piroplasmida, Theileriidae. Bases 1 to 1671 code for a protein of 556 amino acids. The record is from RefSeq and is a predicted model, not a curated record.